Messenger RNA from Onychostoma macrolepis, 5129 nucleotides. RefSeq names its product transmembrane protein 163a (gene tmem163a). The transcript has 9 exons. Gene Ontology annotation, cellular component: synaptic vesicle membrane. Gene Ontology annotation, molecular function: zinc ion binding. The coding region runs from base 1028 to 1921 and encodes 297 amino acids. NCBI's taxonomy places the organism in Eukaryota, Metazoa, Chordata, Actinopteri, Cypriniformes, Cyprinidae. The record is from RefSeq and is a predicted model, not a curated record.
UGCACUGAUUUCCACACUUCGUAUUUUCAGCCACUUGGUGGCAGUGUGGAGAAAGGUCAAAUACAUACAGUAAUUCAAUGCAUUAGACUUUAGUCUGGAAGGAGGUGCAAAGUUUUUGGCAUGACAAGCACAUUUUACAUCAGCAAUAAAUGUUCAUCUGCAGUGCAGAGAAUAUGAGUUUCAUUUCAAAGUGGUAAAUUAUGAUGAAAAUUAUCAUUAUUGCAGUUAUUCAGUCUAUUGUUGUUCAUUUAUUACAACGUACAUUAUGUUUUUAAGACCCAUCUGAAAUGGUAAGAGUUAUCAAAGUAUGUGUGGGUGUGUUUAUAUAUGCAGCAGCCGUAUUGUUGUGCUCAAGGUGAACUGGCUUUAGCUUGACAUUUUACUGAAGCUAAACCCCAUGUGGAGCUCUACAGCUGCUCAGACAGGGAGUGCAGGGAAGGCCUGCUGUCCUCUUUUUCCGCACACACAAGCACUCCUAUCUUGCCAAUAUUCUCAAGAAUGCGUGCUUUCUAGGAAUCUUGCUCAUUUGGUUUGAAAAGAAAAGCAGUGGAGCCUGAAGAGGUAUUACUGCAAAAAACUGGGCUGAUAUACAGUGACUCACAUCAAAAUGUUUUAAUGAGCAGUUCUGUACAUUAUUCUUAUGUUUAUUCAGUGUUUCUGUUUUAGUUCUUCCUACUGCACCGAAGAACAGAAUAAGCUGAGCAUCCGAGUAGACCAGAAACCACAUGAGACACCAGCUGAAGCGCAGUACAGAACAAUCCAAUUACUCUAAAGGCCUGCAGGUAUAAAGGAAGCUGGCAGAUGCUUUAACAUCCUCCUGCUCUGAGUGGAGGAUCAGAGCUGUCUCUGUUGCCCACUCAUUCCUCAUGGGGGUCGUAACAUACUCUCACACACUCACACUUUCUCUCUGGAAGAGCUUGCAAGAGAUCAUGCCAGCUGGAUCUAUGGCCAAGCAUGCAGAACCCUUUCCGUCCAGCUGGUGUUCUUCUACCAUCAUCACAAACUGCAGACUGAGCUGAUUUUCUCCAUGAGCAAUGAUCAGAAAAGACGAAAGCAAACAAACAUGACAGACAGUACGACUUCUGAUCCAUGCUCUGUUCCCAAUCCGACUAUUGUGGACCCGUCGGCUGUGCUAAACGGACAAUGCGCCGCUGGCCAGGAUCCGAACCUACCCAAAAGAGGGAGCCAGGGCGAUCCUUUCAACAUGGACCGGGACCAGGAGAUGAAAAUCACAGAUAGCGUUGAGGGCCAAGGUCUCUUGGAGAGCAGCAUGCGCCUGAAGCCUCACGAAGCUCAGAGUUACAGGAAGAAAGCUUUGUGGGUGUCCUGGAUCUCCAUUGUGGUGACGCUCAUCCUGGCUGUGGCAGGCUUCACUGUAUCCUUCAUGAGACACAGUGCAUCAGCUUUUGGAUUUGCCUUUGACGCGACGUUAGAUGUUCUUUCCUCCAUUAUAGUGCUGUGGCGCUAUAGCAACGCUGCAGCAGUGCACUCUGCCCAUAGAGAAUACAUAGCAUGUGUGAUCCUGGGAGUGAUUUUCAUCUUGUCUUCUUUGUGUAUUUUGGGGAAGGCCAUCCAUGAUCUGGCCACCAAACUUCUUCCUGAAGUGGAUGACUUCCUGUUCAGCGUUUCUAUCGUCAGUGGCCUCUUGUGUGUCAUUCUUGCUGUUGCCAAGUUCAUGCUGGGAAGGAUUUUGACCAGCAGAGCCCUAAUCACUGAUGGCUUUAAUUCUAUGGUUGGAGGCAUCAUGGGAUUUUCCAUCCUCAUCAGUGCUGAGGUGUUUAGACAUCAUCCCAACAUCUGGUACCUGGACGGAACCAUUGGGGUCCUGAUUGGACUCAUCAUUCUAGCUUAUGGGGUCAAGCUGUUGAUUGACAUGGUGCCACGAGUAAGACAAACUCGAAACUAUGAGCGCUUUGAGUAACGCUGGUUCAGAAGUACAAAAAAGGCAUCCAGUUAUCUCUCUCAGCUCCUGCUGCUCUCUCAACUCACACAAUACCCCAAAUACAUCCAGGAAUAAAGUCUGCUGGCAGCCAAUUCAGCAUCAUGUAUUGUAAAAUCACCUCUCUGACCAGCUCCUGAUGUCCUCUUUCACUCAGCACAACAUUUAAGAGAAGGAAGGAGGAAGAAGAAUGAGCUGGUCAGUGGAUCGGUGUCACUCCUGACACUCAAGAUAUUGUCCUGAAUGGAGUCGCUGGUUUUAAACAGAGAUCAGCAUUUAUUGGUCACAUCCAUGAAAUUAUAUUAUGCCACACUUUUAUGUUUUUGUUUCUUAAAGUAUGGAGGAAGACAUUGAUUUAUACUAUAUUAUACUCUUUGUUUAAUGAAAAAUCAUGUGAAUGUGUAUGUGAAACCACUCGACUAUAAUUCAUUUUAGGUCAGUUUUAGAGAUCAUCUUUCUGUUGCAUUGCAUCGUCCCACCUGUUGUCCCCCAGAAUGAUUUAAUUAUAUGGUAUGUUUAUAUAUUAGUGUAUAAUAUUGUAUAUAUCCUCUCAGAGCUAGAGACCAGCAUCGUUUCCAGUGUAGAGGUGAUACUCAUUUAAAUGAAGAAAGCACACAGAAAUGUCCUGAAUUAGGCACAAAUAUACUAUAGGUUAAGAGUCAGUAAGAUAAUUAUAUGAAAUAUCGCUAUUGGAAAAAUAGCUUCAGUAUUAAGAGGAACGGCCCAUAAUGCAUCAGUGAUCUGUCAUAGACAUUGAGUCCUUAUGAGUCAACAGUCAAAAUGACUAACCAGCACAGAAAGCAGCUUGAACGUCCUGACUGUUGAACCAUUUCUACCACCACAACCAGGAAAAAAGACAAAAACUGAAAUAUUCCUCAAUCUAUGUACUCUUGUCUUUUACUACUUUUACUUUUUUCGCUUGUACUGCGUACUGUGCAAUUCAAUGCAAAAUAUCUUUAUUCAUGUUUUUGGCUGCACUGUUGUAUUUUUUAUAGCAAUCGAUUAAUCUGGCCUUUGCUGUGCGAUGAUCUGCUAUGUUUAACCGGUGAUUUCUGUGGCAUGCUUUGCUUUGUCUGUUUGCCACUUGCUAUUGAAUUUAUCAGAUACUCUUUUCGUGCCAAGACAGAAUAAGAUUAGAAUGGCCUGAAGUAUCGUCUGAUGUAGAAAUGAUUGAUUUGGGCUCCAGCAGACAGAAUGAAUGAUCGGUGUAUUAUGGAGGGUUUGUGAAGGCAGGGCUGCUUAUUCCACAAUGGAGAGCAAAUCAUUGGAAAAACAAAGCACAUUUCAGUUUCUUACUGCACUAACAAAACUAAUCUAUAGUAUAAUGGGUUUUUCACCUUUUAUUUGUUUCUCCAAAGAGAUUGAAGCAUAAAUCCAAAUGUUUGUCAUUUCUGACCUACAUAUCUACACUGCUGUUCAAAAGUUUUGGGGUCAGUAAGUUUUUUGUUUUAUUUUCUGGAAAAACAAUCAUUUCACAAGAAUGCAGUACAUUGAUUUAAAAAAAAUCUGUAAAACAGUAAAGAUUUUUGUUUCAAAUAAAUGCUAUUUCUUUUGAACUUUCUAUUCAUCAAGGGAUCCUGAACAAAUCGCAGUUUACAUAAAAAUGCUUUCAAUAUUGAUAAUAAAAAAUGUUUCUCAAGCAGCAAAUCAGCAUAUUAGAAGGAUUUCUGAAGGAUCAUGUGACACUGAGGACUGGAGUAAUGAUGCUGAAAAUUCAGCUUUGCCAUCACAAUAAUUCACACUAUUAGUGUUUCUACGUUAUCUUUGAUCAAAUAAAUUCAGCCUUGUUGAGCUCAAAAGGCAUCUUGCCGACCCCAACCUUGUGAACCGUAGUGCAUUAUAAAAUCCAUUUAUUUUAUUCAUAUAUAAAAAAUGCACAUUAAUUUGAAUUAAUAUUAAUUAUUUAUUCACACAUUUUACACGACUUGCUUCCUAAGCAUAAAGAUGUGUUUUUAAAUCUUAUGCUUUUGUCCCUGACCAUCCCAAGUACAUGAACUCUAAUUCCUGAUCUUUUGUACUGUCUCACAAGCACAGCGUCACACAAAGUGUUCCUGGUUCCUCUUUUUACAUAAUCAGUAUUGAACAUCAGCAAUCAUAUUUUCCUCAAUUUUAAACAUAACUUAUUUUUGCUUCCGUGUCUCAUAAUUGGGACAUAAAUGUAACUGAAUGUAAAAGACUGAUUGGUUCACAGCUCAUCUACAGCACACCUACUGAUUUAUGUAUCUCACCAAUAUUACCAGACAAUCACGAGUCGACCAAUAAGCGCAGCACAGACUCCCAAAGCCUUUUGUCUUUCUGCUCGAUGUGAUCUCAUCUGAAGAGGGAAACUUUAAAGCAGGACAUUUCAUAUUUAUGUUCUUGUACAUCACAGCAAAGUUGUUUUUAUUUAUUAUUGAUUUGUACUCAAGUGAUGCCAUUGGCGUGUUUGUGCCGUAAUGCAAUAUACGUAUCAGUGGAUGUCCUUGCGUUAUAACUUGAAUAUUUCUUCAAAUUCAGUGUUCCAUAAUCCUAUUUAAACUGUACUGACUAGACUGUAUAUGUGUGUGUAGACUGCCCAUGGUAAUGUGCCGAAUUAAUGCUGUAUUAUGUUUACAAAAUUUGGUAUUGAGUGCUUAUAAUAUUCAGAUGUCACAUCACAACUGCCAGAUAGGCAGGUUGAUUCUUAUGAGUCAGUUGCUUAAUUCAUUCAUUUUCAUCAGGCAUAUUGUGCUAGUUUUGUAAGUUUACGCAUGUGUUAGGCUGUAAUGUACCAUCAGCUGACACGUAGGAGAACAGCACUGUCUGUUCAUAGACUUCAGUGGCUGUAGUUGCUUAUCCAUUACUAUAAAGAUCAUCAGGGUCACACAAUUGUUACAUUUGCUUAGUUUAGGUCGUGAUGAUUGUAUAAAUCAGUCUAUAUUCCAAAGACAAACUGACAGCUGGACCCUGCUUUAGUUGGCUCAGGCCUGAAGUCUACUAAUGCCGUAGUUUAGUCUUAAGCAAUAGCCAAGGCCUACUCACUGCUGCGCUUUGCAUGAAAACAACCACUUAUCCACAAAAUGCUGCACAAACACACACCGAUACACACAAGCACACGCAUGCACAGCACAAGCAAAUACAUACACAACACAUUUCUGAUGUCUGGCACAUAGACGAGAGGUUCUGAAUGUACGUUUAUUUCAAUAGUAAUACUGAUCUAUAUUUCUGUAGA